Molecule: messenger RNA, 1911 nt
Organism: Tetrahymena thermophila SB210
Lineage: Eukaryota; Ciliophora; Oligohymenophorea; Hymenostomatida; Tetrahymenidae
Product: Serine/Threonine kinase domain protein
Exons: 10
Biological process (GO): protein phosphorylation; mitotic DNA damage checkpoint signaling
Cellular component (GO): nucleus; cytoplasm
Molecular function (GO): ATP binding; protein serine/threonine kinase activity
Source: RefSeq, a predicted model, not a curated record
AUGUAAAACUUGAAUUAAAAGCAAAAAAAAGAAUUAAAACUCAAUGUUAUUUAAGAGUUCCUGAAGAGUAAGUCAUAUAAUCUUGAGAAAGUGUUAUCUUAAGACAAUGUUUGUAUGUUGGUUUUAGCAUUUUCUUAGAAAUUAAGCAUCUAAGUAGCAAUAAAAAUAUAUUAGAAUGAUAAUUAAUUUGAAAUUUAAAAUCAAUUAAAAAUGAUAGAAUUAGUUAAGAAAAAAAAAUAUAUCUUACAAGCUAUUGAAGUAGUUAAAGAUGAUCAAAUAGGUAUUACUGCCUUAGUUUUAGAACUUUGCGAUUGUUCUUUAAAAGAAAUUUUUGAAGACAACAAGAUGAAUUUCUAAUAAGUUUGUGCUUUAGCAUGCUAAUUGCUAAAAGGUUUUGCUGCAUUAAAAGAUAAAAGUAUUAUCUAUGGAAACAUUAAGCCUGAAAAAAUAUUGUAUAGUAGUAUUAGAAAUGAGUUUCUAAUAAAUGAUUUUUCAAUUGCAAGAUUGCUCAACGAUAUUAAUUCUGGAAAAGAGGAACUAGAAGGAAAUAUGAUGUAUGUGGCUCCAGAAGUAAAUGAGAAAAUAAAACCAUUAACAAUUAAUGUUGAUAUGUUUGGUGUUGGAUAAAUUUUGUUAGAAGCAUUAAUUUAGUAACAUCCUCUAAAUAUGAUGUAGUGGAUAAGUUUGAAAGAAAGAAAUUUAUUUGAUGUUAUGCCAUAGCUUUUAUAAUCACAAUACAAACAGUUUGCUUAGAAAAUUCUUUUAAAUAUGAUUGUCGUAAAUCCAAAUUCAAGGUCGAAUGCAGAUGAGUUACUAAUUAAUUUAAAUGAAUUUAAUAUUGAUGAAAAUUCGCUUAAAUAACUUAAAGUGAGAAGAGACUAUAAAGAAAAUCUAAAUUAAAGUUUGGCUGUUUCAGAAUCUUUGCCAGAAAAUUUUAAAUAGUAAUGCUAACAACUUGAAUUAAAUGAAGACAAAGUUAAGGAAUAUAUCUAAAAUCUAGCAAAAUUAGGCUAUAAAUUUGUAAAUAUCAUAGGAAAGGGUUCUUUUGGAUUAGUAUUUAAAAUCACUUAUAAUAGUUAAUAAAAAGCUGUUAAAAUUAUUGAAUCCAAAGACUAAAAUUAAAAUAGCAUUAAUUAACUAAAAAAAGAAUACGAUUUACUCAAAAAUUUUAACAAAAGUAAGUAUGUUUUACAGAUUUAAAAUACAUAAGAAAUCAAUUUGGCUAAACCUACAAUUUUCAUAUUCACAGAUCUUUGCGAUGGUGAAUUAACUACUUUAAUUGAGUAAUAAAUUAGUAAAAAACAAAUAAUCUCUAUCAUGAUGUAAUUAUUGAUGGGUUUGGAAGAGCUUAAAUAAAUGAAGGUUAUUCAUAGAGAUUUGAAACCUGAAAAUAUUCUUUUCAACAAAAAAGGAUAAAACUAUCAAAUUUAUAUUGCUGAUUUUGGAUAAGCAAAAUAGCUCUCAGAUAAAGGAUACACAGACCAUCUAAGCAAAGUUGGAACAAUGAAAUAUACAAGCAAAGAAGUUAUCGAAUUUAAUGAAGGUAGUGCUGAUCAGCCUAAAAUUUGCUAUAAGUCAGAUAUUUACUCUUUGGGAAUAGUCUUCAUUGAAUUACUUUGUGGAAGGAGGUUUAAUUUUUAGACUGAGGUUAGACCUAUUAGAAACGGAAAUUAAUAGAUUUUGAGUGAUAUUAAUGCAAUGUACAAAACAAAAAAUAGAGUCUUUGAAUAAAAUAUAGAUUCUUUUUUAAUAGAGAAUGUAAUCAAAAACAUGGUUCAGUAAAAUCCUAAAUCUAGAUAUUCAUCUGAUGAAUUGUUGAACAUUCUUUUCAAAAAUUUCGAUAAAAAUUAUAGUGAAAAGCAGAUGAGUAUAUUUGAUAAAUCCUUCAAUGAAUUUUCUAGUCAAUAAUGA